Onychostruthus taczanowskii (white-rumped snowfinch) is the source of this 914-nucleotide messenger RNA. RefSeq names its product histone H2A.V. Gene Ontology annotation, cellular component: nucleosome. Bases 16 to 657 code for a protein of 213 amino acids. Gene Ontology annotation, molecular function: protein heterodimerization activity; DNA binding; structural constituent of chromatin. The transcript has 4 exons. Lineage: Eukaryota; Metazoa; Chordata; Aves; Passeriformes; Passeridae. The record is from RefSeq and is a predicted model, not a curated record.
GGGGCGGAGCCAGUGAUGGACGGGAAAAGAAGCGGCUCGCCCAUUGGGCACUGCGGGAUGUUCAAACUAGUAUGGGAGGCGGUGAUUGGUGGCGACGAGGCGCGGCCCGCCGCCCCCGCCCGGGCGGGUCAUUGUCUGGCGGCUCCUGAGGCGGGUCGGGCGCGGCGGUGGCUUUGGGGUUCGGACGGCGGCAGCGGUACCAUGGCUGGCGGCAAGGCGGGCAAGGACAGCGGCAAGGCCAAGGCCAAGGCCGUGUCGCGCUCCCAGAGGGCCGGGCUGCAGUUCCCAGUGGGCCGCAUCCACAGGCACCUGAAGACCCGGACCACCAGCCACGGGCGCGUGGGAGCCACGGCGGCCGUGUACAGCGCUGCCAUCCUCGAGUACCUGACCGCCGAGGUAGGACCCCCCCUCCGCAGCCCCCCGGCCCUGCCCUGGCCAUUCCCACCUCCUGCUGCCGUCCCGCAGGUGCUGGAGCUGGCCGGGAACGCUUCCAAGGAUCUCAAAGUGAAGCGGAUCACGCCCCGGCACCUGCAGCUGGCCAUCCGCGGCGAUGAGGAGUUGGACUCGCUGAUCAAAGCCACCAUCGCCGGAGGAGGUGUCAUUCCCCACAUCCACAAGUCUCUGAUUGGAAAGAAGGGACAGCAGAAAACGGCGUAGAGGGAGCGCGGCACCGGAUCCCCCCGUCAUCGUACUGUACCUGGCACAGGAACAUCUCGGGGAUACGAGGGAUUUUUUUAAGGAAUAGUUGACAGGAAGAGCAUAGAGGAUUGACUGUAGAGGAAGCAUUGGGAUGGGUUUAGAUUCUGAGUAGGACACACCGCGGGCUGUGGGGCGGCAGCUGGGGGUGGGCGAGUGGCUCGGCCGCCCGCACGUUUUAUACAAAAAUGGAACCCAUAAACCAUUUUUUACAAAAA